CAAUGGGUAGUCGAUGAUCAAACCUACGUUUUUGGCUUCUCUCUAGGCCUUUCGGGGGUUUUACUUCAGACAUGGAAAUCCUCACGAACAACAACGGAAUAUUUCCAACAGCUUGAGAUUCAUUAUCGGACCGAACGGGAAUUGGAAGUGAUUGAAAGUCGAAAGACUAUUGAUCUCGCCGAAACCGACCAUAUGAAGGAGGAUGAAAACGCAGGUUACGAGUCGGAAGAAAGUUAUUUGGAUACAGAUGCUUCUUCUCUGAAGGCGUCAUGCUAUUCUCGAGGAGAGGAGAGAGGUGUUAUGCUUCUCUCUGAAGGUGCUAUGCUAUUCUCGUAUCAAGGAAUGAGGAGUUAUGCUUCUUCUCUAAUUACAAUAAUCGAGAUUCCCGAGGAGAGAAGUGUUAUGCUUCUUCUCUGA
Acaulospora colombiana is the source of this 417-nucleotide messenger RNA. NCBI's taxonomy places the organism in Eukaryota, Fungi, Glomeromycota, Glomeromycetes, Diversisporales, Acaulosporaceae. The record is from the annotation of a GenBank genome assembly.